Penicillium atrosanguineum is the source of this 846-nucleotide messenger RNA. RefSeq names its product opsin family protein. The coding region runs from base 1 to 846 and encodes 281 amino acids. Gene Ontology annotation, cellular component: endoplasmic reticulum; plasma membrane. The transcript has 2 exons. NCBI's taxonomy places the organism in Eukaryota, Fungi, Ascomycota, Eurotiomycetes, Eurotiales, Aspergillaceae. The record is from RefSeq and is a predicted model, not a curated record.
AUGGAUCUCUUUGCCCGAGCAAAUGAUGCUCUCAAGGUCAACCCUGUGACUGGGGUUGACGAAGGCCUUGCUGUGCAUGGAUCGGACUGGCUUUGGGCUGUCACAGCCAUUUAUAUCAUGGCUCUCCUCGGUUGCUUGGUCAUGUCCUUCACUGGAAAAGAAGCCGAGCGAGUUUUCCACUACCUCUUCACCUUCAUUCUCCUCGUCGGCGCCAUCACCUAUUUCGCCCAAGCAGCGGAUCUUGGCUGGAGUCCAGUCGUGCAGACUGACAAUCUCGGCAAUGGAGUCAUUCGUCAAAUGUUCUGGGUCAAAUAUGUCAACUGGGUCGUCGCUUGGCCCUCGCUCGCUUUGUGCCUCGGUCUGAUCUCUGGUGUAUCCUGGACAACCAUGCUCUGCAACAUCGCCAUCGCUCUGCAGUGGCCUGUUUGCUACCUUGUCGGUGCUUUCGUGACCACGAGCUACAAAUGGGGUUUCUUUGCCUUUGGUACUUUUGGCUGGAUUAUUCUCGCAAUGAGCACCAUCAACGAGAGUCGCGAGGCUGCACAGCUCCUUGGUAUUCACAAGGACUACAUUAUUCUCUCUGUUUGGAUCAAUGUGCUGUGGUUCAUGUACCCAAUUGCCUGGGGUCUGUCCGAUGGAGGUAACAAGAUCGGUGUUACUGGUACUUCCGUCUUCUUCGGUGUUCUCGAUGUCCUAAUGGUCCCCGGUCUGGCCUUCCUCGUCCUGUUCCUUUCCCGCAAGUGGGAUUAUCGUCACCUGAGCAUCGCUUUCAGUGAUAGCCGUCCUAGCCGCGAGAUGGAGGCUGCCGCCGCAUUCAAGUCUGAGGUCGCUCACUCGGCUGUCUAG